Thalassophryne amazonica is the source of this 1495-nucleotide messenger RNA. It is a transcript of the gene pinx1, whose product is annotated as PIN2 (TERF1) interacting telomerase inhibitor 1. Gene Ontology annotation, molecular function: telomerase inhibitor activity; nucleic acid binding. The transcript is spliced from 7 exons. The record is from RefSeq and is a predicted model, not a curated record. Lineage: Eukaryota; Metazoa; Chordata; Actinopteri; Batrachoidiformes; Batrachoididae. Gene Ontology annotation, biological process: regulation of ribosome biogenesis. Gene Ontology annotation, cellular component: nucleolus.
AUGUUGGAUUUGCAUAUUGAAACUGUAGCUGAGCAACCCGUAGGAAAGUGGAAGUGGUCUGUUGACCCCAGGAACAGCAGCUGGAGUAAUGAAUGACUCUAAUUUGGUCAGAAGAUGCUGGAGCGUAUGGGCUGGUCCAAGGGCAAGGGCCUCGGGAGAAGCGAGCAGGGUUCCACAGAACAUGUCAAAGUAAAGGUUAAAAAUAACAGCUAUGGACUCGGAGCCAAUGCCAGUCACGAGGAUAACUGGAUCGCCCACCAAGAUGAAUUCAAUCAACUUUUAGAGCAACUGAACAACUGUCACAGUCAAAACGGCAAUGAAACUCCACCAGAGGAGCAGAAAGGCUUCAGCUUGGAAGAGAAAUCCAAGACUUCCAAAAAGCGAGUUCACUACACGAGUUCACAAAGGGAAGGACCUUCCUCCCGUAGUGAAACUGACCUGAACUGUAUCUUUGGAAAGAGGGCAAAAUCUGUCAAAGAUCAGGAAAACAAUAGCAACAGUUCCCAGGGAGAGGAGGAGGAGCGUUUACCUUCUGUCUCAUCUGAGGUGGAUACAGAGUCCAUCACCAAGACUGUGAAAAGCACUCUGACCAUGCAGGAGUAUUUUGCCCAACGGAUGGCGCGGCUUAACAUGGCUUGUGAUUCUGCAUCUUCACUGGGUCCAUCGCAGGAAGAAAGUCCAGACCACGACACCGGCGUCAGCACAGAAGAGUCUAAAAAAAAAAAGAAAAAGAAAAGCAGAAAGUCUGUCAGUGAGCUGGAAGAUGGAGAAGAAACGUAUGUCGCUCCAAUACUUUCCCAGGAGGACCAGGAAGGAGCCCGAUUGGGCAAAAAGAAGAAAAAGAGGAAAACAGAAGAGAGCUGUAGCCCUGAUUUUGACGUGGAGCAACCGCCCUCCAAAAAGAAAAAGUCUAAAAAACACAAAACUGAGCUUCCAACUAGACACGAACACGUAGAAAAUGUGACUCUAGAACCUGAGUUUGUUCACCGAAUGGAGGGAAAGAAGAACUCCAAAAAGGACAAGAAGAAGAAACAUCAAGAAGAGAGUAAAAAUGACUGAAGUCUUCUUGAGUCUGUUAAACUGAUCCUAUUUGGAUCACAUGUGUACGCACAUUAAAACCUCAGUAAAGCCACAUAUUUGUGCUUUUGAUUAAUUGAUAACAGUAAGAUUAAAAUAUUUAUGUAGCCGCUUCAGUCUCAUCAACAAUGUAGUAUUUUUACUGGACCUCUACCUCCAGCAUUAACUAAGUAGACUGGUGAUCCAUCAUGUGUUGGUCAUGUCUGAUUUUUUUUUUUUUUUUUUUUGUAAUAUUUUAAGUUCCAAAUUCUCCCUAUGUAUUUAAGAUGGCUGUUUUUUUUCCAACAAUUUUCCAAAAUUAAUUUUUGAACCUUCUAUGAAAUUAAAUAGACUAAGCAAUAUUAAAUCAUGUCUGAUUUGUCUCAUUAUUUCCAAUUACGAAUGUCUCAACUUUUUUUUUUAUAUAUAAAAAAACUUC